AUGGAAAAUCAUAAGUACUACGAAGAAGCCGAUGAUGAUGAUGAUGAUACGCCGGUUGGAAGUCAGACGUUGCCGUUGCCGGCGCCAGUUGCUUCCAAUCGGAGACAGCCUUUUCUAUCAUCAUCAUCAUCACCUUCUUCUUCUUUUUCUUCUUCUUCCCCACCGCGAAUUUCCUCCACUCUGCCAGCGGUUCCAGUGCCGCCGUCGACUCCGGCGAAUUCUCUCCCUCCUGCCCCGCCACCGCCUCCGCCUCCUCCGCCUCCACCGCCAUUACCGAUGGAAUUCGUUAAUAAAGAUAGAUCUAAUAACAAUCCAGGGAAUGGAUGGGGAUCGUCUGCGUCAAGCCGGCCGCCGACGGCGCCAAGAGAGAAAACUACCAAAAACAGAGGAUGGGGAAGAAAAACAGAGGAGAAUCUUGAUAGCAUUAGCUCUGAUCACACAAAGCUCCGGCCUUUUCACUGGGACAAGGUUGGGGCUAAUAGCCAUGAUCAUUCAAUCGUUUGGGAUGAACUUGAAGACGGCUCGAUCAGGUUCGAGGACGGCCAAAUUGAGGCAUUAUUCGGUUACAGGAAGAAACCCAAUUCUUCUUCCAGAACCCCAAUGCACGCUGCAUCAUCGGCGAACUCAAGCGGCAGAAGCACUCCAUCAUCCAACGCCCCGAUCUUCAUCCUGGACCCGAGAAAAUCCCUGAACGCGGCGAUCGUCCUGAAAUCGUUAGCAACCACGCAGAACCAAAUCCUGAGCGCUCUACAGGAAGGCUACGGAGUUCGCCCCGAUAUCCUCGAGAAGCUCGCCAAGAUCUCGCCCACCAAGGAGGAAGCUACCCGAAUCUCGCGAUUCAACGGCGACCCGGGGAAGCUGGCCGACGCCGAGUCCUUCCUGUACAGCAUCCUGAAGGCGGUUCCGACGGCGUUUUUCCGGGUGGAAGCGAUGCUGUUCCGAUCGAGCUACAAUUCGGAGAUUCGCAACCUGAAGAUGUCGCUGAAGACGGUCGAGCUGGGAUGUCAGGAGCUUCGAGAACGCGGAUUGUUCUUGAAGCUCCUGGAAGCCAUCCUGAAGGCCGGCAACAAGAUGAAUGCCGGGACGUCGAGAGGGGAUGCCAAAGGGUUCAACCUCACCGCUCUCAGGAAGUUGUCCGAUAUCAAGAGCACCGACGGAGAGACCACUCUGCUCCGGUUCGUGGUGGAGCAGGUGGUCCGAUCGGAAGGAAAGAGGCAAGUUUCGAAGGAGAACUCGACGAUGAUGACAGAGGAGGAGCGGAAGGAGGAGUUCCUAUCCCUCGGGUUGAGAUCGAUGCAGAAUUUGGGCUUGGAAUUCUCCAAUGUAAAGAAGGCGGCAGCGAUUGAGAGCAGAGAAUUCAUUACCACUUGCUCUGCUCUGGCAGCGAGACAGAUCGAGACGAAGCGAAUCCUGACCGGGUGCAAGGAGGAAGAGAGAGGGGAGUUCAUGAGGGAGAUGAGGGGAUUUCUGGAUGAAUGUGAGGAGGAAUUGAGAUCGGUGAUCGAAGAGCAGGAGAGAGUGAUGGAGCUUGUGAAGAGGACGACGACGUAUUACCAGGUCGGAGGAGGGAGAAACAGGGGAGCCGGUGAGCAGCCGUUGGAGCUGUUUGUGAUUGUGAAGGAUUUCCUGGACAUGGUGGAUCGGGUAUGUACAGACAUUUCUCGGAGUCGUAGUAGGAAGAAGAACGGCGGCGGAACGAAUUCAACGAGGGUGAGGGCGACGGCGACUCUGCCGCCGGCGGCUGGUGGCAAUACCAGUUCAGGCAAACAGGUCCCGCGAUUCUUCAAUUUUUCGCCCGCUUCUGCUGCUGUAGCUGAUGCAUCCGACGAGGAGGACGACGACUUCUGA
Linum tenue is the source of this 1848-nucleotide messenger RNA. The record is from the annotation of a GenBank genome assembly. NCBI's taxonomy places the organism in Eukaryota, Viridiplantae, Streptophyta, Magnoliopsida, Malpighiales, Linaceae.